This is a messenger RNA of Solanum stenotomum, 2352 nucleotides long. RefSeq names its product putative pentatricopeptide repeat-containing protein At3g23330. The record is from RefSeq and is a predicted model, not a curated record. Gene Ontology annotation, biological process: RNA modification. The transcript is spliced from 2 exons. NCBI's taxonomy places the organism in Eukaryota, Viridiplantae, Streptophyta, Magnoliopsida, Solanales, Solanaceae. The coding region runs from base 164 to 2344 and encodes 726 amino acids. Gene Ontology annotation, molecular function: RNA binding; protein binding; zinc ion binding.
CUCCUUCUGUUCUUCGUUACGGAAACAGCUGAUUGUAAAUACCAACAAAGACUCCAUUUUUACUGUUAAAUGAGAAUCACCAUUGAAACACAACAUCACAUUCUGAAAUAAUCUUUCUGAUGAGCUUUUCAACGAAGUAAUUGACGAUCCCAUUGAGCCAAAAAUGGAAUCUUCCAGUGAAAAUCUUGUCAAAACUCUUUUAAGGAACCCAUCUUCCAUCAAAACAAAGUCACAAGCUAAGCAACUCCAUGCCCAAAUAGUGAAAACAAGAGGGUCAAGGUCUGUUUCACUUGCCACUAUCAUUCUUGGCAUUUACUCUGACCUUAACCUUCUUAAAGAAUCUUUAGAAGUUUUUAACAACUUUCGUUAUGUACCCACUAAAGCUUGGAAGUCUGUUGUUAGGUGUUACUCUUGUAAUGGUCAUUUUCGUGAUUCUUUAGCUUGUUUUGUUGAAAUGAGGGGUUGGGGAAAGUUGCCAGGUAGUGAUGUUUUCCCUUCUGUUGUAAGAGCAUGUACCCAUUUGAAGGAAUUGAGGGUUGGUGAGUCUGUUCAUGGUUGUGUUAUCAGGUUUGGUAUGGAAUCUGAUCUUUAUACUGGGAAUGCUCUUAUGAAUAUGUAUGCAAAAUUGCAGGUUUCAUUACUUGACUGCCAUGUGUUUGAUGAAAUUCCCCAAUCAGACCGCGGUAAUAGUGGUAGAAGCAGUUUGGGUCAAGAUUCUGAGAUUGGAAUUGAUGGCAUUGGAAAAGUACCGGUUUUGCAUCAGGAGACAAGAAAUGAGUUGAUAAGGAGUGAAAAAGCUCAUUUUGAGUCUUUAAGUGGAAGGAGAGUGAAAAAUGCUAAAGGAUUAGAUAGUGUGAGUAAGAUUUUUCAAAUGAUGCCGGAUAAAGAUGUUGUUUCGUGGAAUACGGUGAUUGGUGGAAAUGUACAAACUGGGUUGUAUGAAGAAGCUCUGGAAAGGUUAAGGGAGAUGAGCAAUGCCUAUUUGAAGCCUGACUGUUUUACUUUGUCAAGUGUCCUUCCUGUCUUUGCGAGGCAUGUAGAUGUCUUAAAGGGAAAAGAGAUUCAUGGUUAUGCAAUUAGACACGGAUUUGACAAAGAUGAGUUUAUUGGGAGUAGUUUAAUUGAUAUGUACGCAACUUGUACCAGGGUUGAGGAUUCUUAUAGGGUGUUUAAUUUAUUAUCAGAAAAGGAUGACGUUUCAUGGAACUCAAUAAUAGCAGGAUGUGUGCAAAAUGGUACUUUUGAUGAAGGGCUGGGACUGUUUAGGCAGAUGUUAGCAGCUAAUGUCAAGCCUGUGGAAGUUUCUUUCUCAGCUAUACUGCCUGCCUGUGCUCAUUUGACAACACUACAUCUGGGGAAACAGCUCCAUGCAUACAUAAUGAGAGUGGGGUUUGAUCAAAACAUGUAUAUAGCUAGCUCACUUGUGGACAUGUAUGCCAAAUGUGGGAAGAUAAUGACUGCUAGAUGGAUUUUUGAUAGGAUGGAGAAUCAUGAUUCAGUUUCAUGGACGGCCAUAAUCAUGGGGUAUGCAUUGAAUGGUCAUGCCCGCGAGGCCACUAUUCUUUUUGAAAAUAUGCAACAUGAUAAGAUAAAGCCCAAUGCUGUGGCUUAUCUAGCUAUUUUAACUGCUUGCAGCCAUGCUGGUUUGGUUGAUGAAGAUCUUCUUGGUCGUGCUGGAAGAUUAAUGGAAGCUUAUAAAUUUAUCAAUGACAUGCCUAUUAAGCCCACCGGGAGUAUUUGGGCUACGCUGCUAUCAGCUUGCCGAGUUCACAAAAAUGUUGAACUGGCUGAAAAAGUUGCCAAAGAAAUGACUACAGCUGAUCCUGGGAACAUGGGACCUUAUCUGCUCUUGUCAAAUAUGUAUUCAGCGGCUGGGAGAUGGAAAGAUGCAUCAAAAUUAAGAACUAAUAUGAAGAAGAAAGGAAUGAGAAAACCACCAGCUUGCAGCUGGAUAGAAGUUGGGAACCAGGUGCAUGCUUUUGUCUCGGGAGACACAUCUCACCCAUAUUAUGAUCAGAUACAUGUAGCACUAAGAGAUCUUUAUGAACGCUUGAAACAAGAAGGUUACGUUCCUCAGAUUAGUGAGGCACUACAUGAUGUUGAUGAGGAGCAAAAGAGUGAUUUGCUGUAUACUCAUAGUGAACGGCUUGCGAUAGCAUUCGGCAUUAUUAGUACACCUGCUGGGACAACCAUUCGCAUAAUUAAGAAUCUCCGUGUAUGUGUAGACUGUCACACAGCCAUAAAGUUCAUAUCCAAAAUUAUGGGGAGAGAUAUAAUUGUUAGAGAUAAUAGUCGAUUUCACCUUUUCAAAGAUGGGAAUUGUUCAUGUGGAGACUACUGGUGAUGGAAACU